UUUCUUACCUGAUACAUAGUGGAGAACACUUCUAAGAACAUGUGUCUGAGACUGAGGCUGGUUUCUGUUUCUUAACAUCUGAAAAGACUCUGCAAAAAGAUAAAGAAUCAAAUAUGUUGGGAGGCUUCUCGUCGUCAUUCUUCACUUCACCUAAAUGGUCGGCUUGCUCCUUUUAUCUCCUCAUCGCUGUCUAUGCGGCCGCGGGCGAGUGUUUCGUGAACGUUUUGCUACCUGCGGUAUUGUACAGGAACAUCAGCGGUGAAGCGAGACAGACAACUGUACCAACACAGCCACAAACCCUGGCUGUGCCGUCUCUUGAAGAUGAAGAAAUAACUCCAAUUCCCGUAAACGUCACCCUGCUUGCCUGGGUUUCGUUCUUCCUCAACACCUUCGGCUGUUUCCUCGAGGGUGUAGUGGUUUCCGCGAUCAUUCUUGGAACAUCGUGCGGCGCUGUGGAACAAGAACCGCUAGCCAGCUCAAACAUGAUGGACGAAAAAGCAGGAAGCACAUACAUAUCAUCCGGGCGACGCAGAUCCACCACACCUCCAACCGCGUCACUAACUACAGCAUUACACCGUCUCCACCUCGAGGCGUUUUCAGGCGGCUUUCUCUCGGUCAUAACAAGUUUUCCCGACAUCGGUGACGCGGCAAAGGACAUCAUGCUUCUGGAUAGCGAAAUAAAUAACGGCGACAAUGAUCAAGAAGUAGAGGGAGCGUUUUCAUCAGUUUCCGAUGAACCCACAACAAAUUAUACUUUUCACUUCGGGUUCCGCGUUCUGGGUCUCUGCUACUGCUUCACCAGCAUGGCGAUUGGGUGUUUGGCGUUCUGCCUGGGCAGGCGGCUUGUGGGGGGAGUGGUUGCCGGGUUGCUUGACGAGAAUACGAACAACGGGAGAAGUAGAGUUACUGUUUUUACGCAGAGGAUGCUGCAUCAGGACCAGCACGACCAAGUUCCCCCCAUCGUGGAAAGAAGAAACUAUAUCGUGCAGCACUACUUGUACAAACUUGUAGUGGCAACGACACUGGCCAUCUUCACUCUCACGCUCGUCCACGCCGGCGCCUCAAUUUUUUGGUGGAAAAUGGAUAGUACUGAAGGACCACGAGGAACAAGAACUACUACACGCAGCGAGCACGACUUCAUAAUCGACCUAGCUGAGCCGAAUGUGCUGCACAACUACUCGGAGGACCCCCGCCACGACAAUAACCGUCACUUUGAUGUCGAAACGAAACUUCUCGGCCUUCUCCUAGCCUGUGGCUUUUCCGCUUUCGGUUCCAUAAGCGGAACGGUGGUGUGCAAGAAGUUUUCAGCCGUUUUGCAGUUUCUCGCCCGGAUGAAGCGGAAGCGUCGAAUUAUAGAGAACCACACUGCGCCGGACGAUGAAAAAUCACUUUACACGAAGAUGAGCACGUCGACAAAAAGAAAAGCCGGACAACUACUCCUGUCAUUAUUUCUGCAUGGAGAUCAUCGGCAUCACGAUGAAGAAAGUACAAGUAGCUUAGAAGACAAGGAACUCAAACAAGUCGGGGAGGUUCUCGGCCGGGGACUAAACAACGGAGUAGCGUGUUUGCUGUGCAUGUGGAUACGCGCGAAGUAUUUAAUACCGAUGACGAACUCGCUUUCCGCCUCCGCGUCAUCUACAACUGAGUUGUCAUAUCCAGCUUCUACUGCAGCCUCUUCAUCCUGGGACUACUUUCUCCUGUACAAACUGAGCACCUCCUUUUGCGGCGCAGUAUCCUCGAUGAGCGGCACAAUUUCCGACAUUUGCAGUUACGAGACUACCGAACUUUCUGAAGAAGUAGAAACAGGCCUGCUACCGGAUAAUUUUUACGCGAGACAGAAUCUUCCUCUUCGCAAUAAACGCGAUAUUUCGAAUGACAACUACACCACGCUGCACCGGCUACGAGGAGAGCCAACGGCGGUGAAGAGGAGCCACUUUUGCGCCGCUGGGAAACAAGAAGACCUCCGCGAGGCAGCAGGCGAACCUGCUAUGCUGGACCUCCUGGAAAAGCACGGCGGAAUCGAAAUGCCGUUUGACGAACAUGAAGAUAUUAGGACAUCGGACAACAAGAACGUGGCCGCGAGUUUGCAACUUUAUUCAUCUAAGAAAUUUCGGAUCAAGAACCUGCUCUUUCACCUCCUAAUGCUGGUGAUGUUCUUCAUUGUUGUCUUCCACCUGGCGACACUGGAACCGCUGCUGCUCAGCAUGCGAAGUAACGAGGGAAGAAGAAGUAGUAGGGGAACUACUCGAAAUACUUCUGCUACAGGCGGUUCAACAUCGUCCAAGAGCGCUUAUUUCGGCGACGAAAAUGCUGUCUACGCAACGGCCGCUGCACAAGAGCAUCAGCAGGAGCUUUCGUCGAGUCAUGCUAACGCGCCGAACAACAGUGGCAGUGCUGCUAGCGUUCCUGAGCAAGACCAGCAUGAUUUUUAUGCUGGUGGAAAGCCUUUCUCGUCUUAUGGUGUGAGUCGAAGUAGCAGGGCAACAAGAAGGAGCAGCUCUUUGCCAGUGCAUAAUACCGUCCUCGCACGAGAGGUCUUGGACGACGACGUGCGUUUCAAUAUUUUGGAUGGAAGAGAUAACGAACAAAGAGAUCGACGCACUUUCGGGCGUGCGAAGCAAGAAAAUGGAGACCGUUUGAAAAAUAAUAUGCUGCAUGAUGGUGAUGAAAUUUGAUUUGACUAUAUGCGUUUCCGCAGGCAGAAGUUCUGGAAUGUCUGCCUGCUUUGAUUACUACUACUUCACGGUUUCAAGAAGAACAUCAACAU
Amoebophrya sp. A120 is the source of this 2767-nucleotide messenger RNA. Lineage: Eukaryota; Dinophyceae; Syndiniales; Amoebophryaceae. The record is from the annotation of a GenBank genome assembly.